Molecule: messenger RNA, 1852 nt
Organism: Vespa mandarinia (Asian giant hornet)
Lineage: Eukaryota; Metazoa; Arthropoda; Insecta; Hymenoptera; Vespidae
Gene: bigmax
Product: helix-loop-helix-leucine zipper transcription factor bigmax
Biological process (GO): regulation of transcription by RNA polymerase II
Cellular component (GO): nucleus
Molecular function (GO): DNA-binding transcription factor activity, RNA polymerase II-specific; RNA polymerase II cis-regulatory region sequence-specific DNA binding; protein dimerization activity
Source: RefSeq, a predicted model, not a curated record
AAAAUACGUCAUACGUAUGAUUAAUAUAAUAUAAACUACAGCUGAUAAAUUUUAAGUGAGGUUAGCGUUGUUAAUCAUUGUUGAUAGACACGUGUCGUAUUGGUAAUCUUGAUUGUCGCGGAGGACAAUAGUUACUCGUUUGCUUUCAGUCGAAGAUGGAGUGUAAUAUGGAUCGGUGUUAUAGCGAUAUACGCGUAUCAGGAUCAUUGAAAACGUUAUAAAAAUUCGACUCAAAAGUAACGGCCUUUAUGUAAAUGUCUCUUUAUCAUUUUAUAAAUCGUCACGUCGAAUCGAUCGCACCAAGCUGAUGUCUCCACAAAUUUUUUUUCUCGAAUCUCCUUGUCGAUCAUAACCUAUAACCACAUGUGUAUAUUGGUCUUUCAUCUUCAUUUCAAUUGAUUUUAAGUGCGACGAGAAUUACGACCGCAAUUAUGGCAAACACUAUGCACAAGGACGGAUACGAGACACAAAGUUUAACUAUGCGUGGAGGCAGUGGUGCUGUUGGAUCAAAUGCUGAUAUGAAAUUGGAACCAUCUAGUCCUACAGAAAAAUAUACUUUCUCUCGUUGUAGUAGUACAGGAUCUGUAAAUACUGCAUCAUCGUCUGCUCAUAAUACAGGUGGGUUUGAUUUGAUUUCAGAGGAUGAAGACAGUGAUAAUAAAAAUUCAACGAUAAGUUAUAAAGAACGACGUAGAGAAGCACAUACACAAGCCGAGCAAAAGCGUAGAGAUGCCAUUAAAAAGGGAUAUGAUUCGCUUCAAAAUUUAGUGCCUACUUGUCAGCACACCGACUCAUCCGGUUACAAAUUAUCCAAAGCUACAGUACUUCAAAAAUCUAUAGAUUAUAUACAGUUUUUGUUGCAGCAAAAAAAGAAACAAGAGGAUGAACGUAAUGCAUUGAGAAAAGAAGUUGUUGCUCUACGUAUUAUGCAGGCUAAUUAUGAACAGAUUGUGAAAGCUCAUCAAACACAACCUGGUCAUGCAGAAAUGCGUAUAUCGGAUGAAACGAAAUUCCAAGUGUUUCAGGCGAUUAUGGAUCGUUUAUUUCAAAGUUUCAACAACAUCUCCGUUGCGAAUUUUGCAGAAUUGUCCGGUUGCGUGUUUAGUUGGUUAGAGGAACAUUGCAAGCCUCAGACUCUUCGCGAGGUAGUACUUUCCGUUUUACAGCAACUCAACAACCAAAUCAGCUAGUCGAAUGUACCAUCGGAGUUGUCUCCAUCGCACAAUAUCCCUGUUUUAUCAACUUGUAUCUAUAUCUUUCAAAGGGAUACUUAAACCGAUCGUCAAUGAAGUUACCAGAGGGGAUGGGAGAUGAGUGUCGUACAAGAAAUAAAAAAGAAAAAAAAAAAUAAUAAUAAAUAAACAAAACAAAAAAAAAUGAGAUAAAAAAUACAUAUAUACAUAUAUAUGUAUGUAUGUAUGUAUGUAUAUAUAUUCAUAUAUAUAUAUAUAUAUAUGUGUAUAUAUAUGUAUAUAUAUAUAUACGGGUAGCUUAUAAAAUGAUCGCACGACGAAAAUAUACAUAGAGAUUUAUUUUAUAUACGAUCAUAGGCAUAGAAGAAAUUGGCGCCAUUCUGUGAUUUUUGGCGCGUAAUAUGAAUCCACGUUGUUAUUAUUGGCCGCGUGUAAAAGAUGAUGUGUUGAAUAUUUUUAUCAGAUUUUUCUAUUAAACAUACAUAUAUAUAUAUACAUAAACACACACACACACACAUACACAGACAUACAUUCACACACAUACACAUCACACUUCGUCGUGUACAUACUCGCGUAUAUGUGUGACGAGACGCGACAUAUGUAUAUCGAUGUGUAUCUAAAUAUGUACAUACAUAAGAAAAAAGAUCUACGAAAUCGCA